AUGUCCCACCACGACGAGCCCGCCGACAACGAGGGCCUCCGACCGGAGCAGAACACCCAGACCAGCGAUGUGCUCCGUCGCCCUUCGAUCGUUUCGGCACGAACACUCUCCGACUCAGGACGUCGCAUCUCCUCACAACAUGUCCGGUUCUCAACAGAUGUCGACCGCCCCUCGGCUGAGGAACAACGACAGAGCAACUGGGACCGUCGUCCCAAUUCCCGCGGCUUGAUUGUCGACACGGCGCUGGCGCCUCCGUCUGCUCAGCCCGCUGGCCGCUCGCCCACUUCGCCGCUUUCGCCUAAUACCCAGACCGCAAAUGCGAACGCAAAUGCAAAUGCUACCCUCUCUCCGACCUCCCCACAGGGUCCUGAGCCCGCCGGUCGGUCUCGAUCGCGAAACCGUGGUUAUUCGCUGCGUCGCACUAUUUUUAAUAAAACUAUUCACUCGAGUACGGAACCGGACGACCUUGCCCUGGCUGAGCUGGGCGAGGCCAAGGAACCUCCUGUGGAGGUGGCCUCAGCUCCAGCUCAGGCUGUUGACGGGAUUGUAUCCGAUGAAAAAAAUGCGCUAAGCUUCGCACCAACGACGACGCUGGAUUCGCAGCAUAAGGAGGAGGUUUCGACAUAUGUCUCUUCUGAGCCCUCAGAGAAGGGCUUCAAGAGCUUUUCUAUGCCUGUGGCGCAUCAGAGUUGGGUCGCGAGAAAGAGUGCUGUUGAGUCGCGUGUUCAGGAAGUUUUGACUACUGUUCAGAAAUUCAUUUUGCGUAUCAAGGAUGUCCCACCCACGAAGGAUGGUCGCCAUCUUGACUUGAACCCUUUGGAAAUUGAUACUAUGAUUGACGAGCGCACCAACAAGCCUUACAUUGGUAAUUCGAUUCGCUCUAGUCGGUACAAUCUUUGGAGUUUCUUUCCUCGUCAGCUGUUUGCUCAGUUUACCAAGGUGGCAAAUUUCUACUUCCUGGUAGUUGCGAUCCUGCAGAUGAUCCCUGGUCUGAGUACGACUGGAACAUACACCACCAUUGUCCCGCUUCUGAUUUUCGUUUGUAUCUCGAUGGGCAAGGAAGGAUUCGAUGACUGGCGUCGGUAUCGACUCGACAAAGAGGAGAAUAACCGGGACGCUUUCGUGCUCCGUCCGAACCAUGGCACGAUCGCGGAUGGUGCUUCGAUCACGAGCAAUGCUCAAGACUGGGCAUUGAUCAAGUGGAAGGAUAUCCGUGUUGGCGAUGUUAUCAAACUUGAGCGUGAUCAGCCGAUUCCUGCUGAUAUUGCUCUCCUCCAUGCCAGUGGACCCAAUGGCGUGGCCUACAUCGAAACCAUGGCUCUUGACGGAGAGACGAAUCUGAAGAACAAACAGCCAUGCCAGCCCGUGUCGAAGCUGUGCUCGACAGUCGAAGAUAUCACCAGCAAUUCGUUGCAUUUCGUCGUUGAGGACCCAAACUUGGAUCUCUAUAAGUUCGAUGGACACGUCACUGUCAAUGGCCAAGAGAAGCUACCAUUGACUAACAACGAAAUCGUCUACCGGGGCAGUAUCAUUCGGAACACUGAUCGCGCCCUCGGCAUGGUAAUCUACACUGGUGAAGAGUGCAAGAUUCGCAUGAACGCCAAUAAGAACCCGCGUAUCAAGAAGCCUGCGCUCCAGGACAAGGUCAACCGUGUUGUCAUGCUGAUUGUGUUUUUGGUUGUCAUUCUGGCUGUUGUCUGCACGGUUGCCUACAAAUACUGGUCGCAAGACGUGGAAAGCAAAUCUUGGUAUCUGAUCGACGCCCGCGUCGAGUACGGCCCCAUUUUCACCUCGUUCCUCAUUAUGUUCAACACCAUGAUUCCCAUCUCGCUGUACGUCAGUAUGGAAAUCGUCAAAGUUGCGCAGAUGCUCCUUUUGAACGACAUCGACAUGUACGACCCUGAAACCAAUACACCUCUCGAAGCCCGCACUUCCACUAUCAACGAAGAACUCGGUCAAGUCAGCUACAUUUUCUCUGACAAGACUGGUACCCUGACAAACAAUUCGAUGCGUUUCCGUAAGAUGAGUGUUGCCGGUACCGCCUGGUUGCACGAUACCGAUCUUCAAGAGGAAGCCGCCCGCGAAGGAGACCAGACCAAGUUGAUACACAAGAAGCGAACCGCCAAAGGAAAGAAGGCCAUGGGCCGCAAGUCCAACGUUUCAGAGAUGCACAUGGGGCCCCGCCCAUCGAAUGUAUCUGGCGCUCUUGAUGCGAUCCGCCAACCUGGUCGUUCCGCUACUACUCACCGCACCGAGGAAAUGAUUGAAUAUAUCCAACGCAAGCCAUACACGAUCUUCGCCCGCAAAGCUAAGCUUUUCAUCCUGUCCAUGGCCCUGUGCCACACUUGCAUUCCUGAGAAAGACGAGCAUGGUGUCACCACUUUCCAGGCUUCCUCGCCGGACGAGUUAGCCCUUGUCCUCGCUGCUCAGGAAAUGGGAUAUCUUGUGAUGAACCGCCAGUCAAAAACGAUUACUCUCCGGACUCAACCCAACGGCCCCGAUGAAGCAACCAGUGACGAGGUUUACGAGAUUUUAGACGUGAUCGAGUUCUCCAGUGCACGAAAACGCAUGUCCGUCGUCGUCCGCAUGCCCGAUCGCCGCAUCUGUCUGUUCUGCAAAGGAGCCGAUACGACCCUUAUGCGUCUAUUGAAGCAAGCCACACUUGCACAGGAGAAAGCGAAUGAGAUUGAGCGCCGUGCUAGUCGCCGCAAGGCCGCCGAGGCGACGCAAGUCAUUCGACGCAACAGUGAACACCAUAGUAGGAAAAACAGCGGUGUCCGCAGCAGCAUGACGCGGCCCAGUUUCACGCGUCGACGCUCAUCUAUCACGGGCCAGAACGGUUCUACUCUUCGGGCUAGUAUUGAUGUCUGGCUUAAGGAUCGAGAGACCGAUGGUGGAAUCUUGAACAAGGAGGCUGAUAGCGAGUACUACAGCCCUCGGCCUUCGGCUCAGUUGAGUCGGCACUCUGCUGCGAUUUCUGAUUCGGGAAGUUCUACCAAUGGCGAAGAUGAAGAGGAUCUCGUUGAGGAGGCUCUUGUUGUUGACGAGACUGCCAUUUUCGAGCGCUGUUUCCAGCAUUUGAAUGACUUUGCCACUGAUGGCCUGCGGACUCUUCUAUAUGGUCAUCGUUUCUUGGAUGAAACGACUUACACGAAUUGGAAGACUGCCUACAAUGAGGCUUCCACCAGUAUCGUCGAUCGCCAGGAAAAGAUUGAACAGGUUGGCGAGCAAAUUGAGCAGAACCUUGAACUCACUGGCGCUACUGCCAUUGAGGAUAAACUCCAAAAGGGUGUCCCUGAGGCCAUUGAUAAGCUGCGACGAGCUAAUAUCAAGAUGUGGAUGUUGACUGGUGACAAGCGCGAGACCGCCAUCAAUGUUGGCCACUCGUGUCGUCUUGUGAAGGAGUACUCUACUCUCACCAUUUUGGAUCAAGAGAUUGGUGAUGUGGAACAGAGCAUCAUCGAUCUCAUUGGAGAGAUUACUCGUGGCCGCGUGGCCCACUCUGUUGUGGUGGUGGAUGGCCAGACGCUGUCCUCCAUCGAAAUGAAUGAGCCUAUUCGCGAGCUUUUCUUCCAAUUGGCUGUCAAGGUUGACUCGGUGAUUUGCUGCCGAGCCAGCCCCAAGCAGAAGGCCUUCCUGGUGAAACAGAUUCGGAAGCAUCUCAACGACGCGAUCACUCUUGCUAUCGGUGAUGGUGCCAACGACAUUGCCAUGAUCCAGGAAGCGCAUGUCGGCAUCGGAAUCACUGGAAAGGAAGGGUUGCAGGCAGCUCGUAUUUCGGAUUAUUCGAUUGCGCAGUUCCGCUUCCUUCUCAAGCUACUUCUGGUACACGGCCGCUGGAACUACAUGCGUGCUUGCAAGUACACACUCGGCACCUUCUGGAAGGAAAUGUUGUUCUACCUCACUCAGGCGUUGUACCAGCGCUGGAACGGCUACACCGGUACAAGUUUGUACGAGCCGUGGAGUCUGAGCAUGUUCAACACACUUUUCACCUCACUGGCAGUUAUCUUCCUCGGCAUCUUCACCAAAGACCUUUCAGCAUCAACUCUGCUCGCCGUGCCGGAACUCUACACCAAGGGUCAAAGACACGGCGGAUUCAAUAUCUGGAUCUACCUAGGAUGGUCAUUCAUGGCAACCUGCGAAGCAGUCAUAAUUUUCUUUACGAUGUACGGCCUCUUCGCCAUGGCUAGCGUGAACCCAAGUGACAACGACAUCUUCACAUUGGGCCUGAUUACCUUCUCCGCCUGCAUCGUGGUGAUCAACCUCAAACUCCAAGCCCUGGAAGUCCACAACAAAACCUACCUCUCCCUAAUCGUGAUCAUAAUCUCCGUUGGCGGCUGGUUCCUAUGGGACAUAAUCCUUGACCAACAAUACACAAUGUCCUCCGGCAAAGGCGUCUACUAUGUACCUCACAACUUCCUCCAACACGCCGGCCACAACCUUCUUUUCUGGACAGUCCUCCUUCUUACUGUGACAGCCGUCCUUCUCUUCGAAUUCGCCGUCAGCACCCUGCGCGCCCUCUUCUUCCCCACAGACGUCGACCUCUUCCAGGAAUACGAACAAGAUCUCGACAUCCGCAAGCGCUUCGAAGAAGCUGCCGCCUCGGAACUCCAGCAGGGCUGGAAUCGCGGCACAAAGAAAUCUUCUUUCGAGAUUGCACGCGAGAACGCCGAUGCCGAAGCCCUGGAGCGUGAGCGCGAAUGCCAUGUUGCGGAAUUGCUGGCUAGACCGCGUGUCAUGACAGAUUCCAAACCUGCGACCCAGGAGCUUGAAAUGGAUGGGUACACCAGUGCUAGUGCCUCUGCCAGCCAGAACGGCAGUGUACCUAGUCGCACCGCUCCUAUCGCCCAAGACACCCAGAGUACUCCUGGACAGGCGCCCGGCACUGCUUCCACCACUGACAGUACCAAUCGUCGUCGCUCAAUCGAAAUCCAGGACCUUUUCAGCAAGGGUUUCGGAACCGUUCGGAAGGGCCAACUCAAGUGA
Penicillium nucicola is the source of this 4986-nucleotide messenger RNA. RefSeq names its product aminophospholipid-translocating P4-type ATPase DNF3. Gene Ontology annotation, cellular component: plasma membrane. The record is from RefSeq and is a predicted model, not a curated record. The coding region runs from base 1 to 4986 and encodes 1661 amino acids. The transcript has a single exon. Gene Ontology annotation, molecular function: magnesium ion binding; ATPase-coupled intramembrane lipid carrier activity; ATP hydrolysis activity. Lineage: Eukaryota; Fungi; Ascomycota; Eurotiomycetes; Eurotiales; Aspergillaceae. Gene Ontology annotation, biological process: phospholipid translocation; post-Golgi vesicle-mediated transport; intracellular protein transport.